AUAAAAAAAAGGCGCCGUUCUCUCUCUCUCUCUCUCUCUCUCUCUCUCUCUCUCUCAUUUUUUAGCCGAACCCUAUUCUCUUUCUCUCACUCUUUGCCUCUGCAACUUGUAUGGGGUUUUCAAAUUUAUUUAUUUAUUUAUAAUAUACUGGGUCCGUUGCGGUCAUCCGCUCAGCAAAAAUCGAAAUCGAAAGUGUCUGAUUAAAUAUGCAAAACGACGAGGUCAUAUGGCAGGUUAUCAGGCACAAACACUGCAGCUUCAUGUCCAAAAUUGAAACUGGGAUAUUCUGUAGAAACCCAUAUAACGUCACUGGGAUUUGUAACCGAAGCUCGUGCCCUCUGGCUAAUAGUCGCUAUGCCACCAUUCGCGACCAUGAUGGAGUCUUCUAUCUUUAUAUGAAAACUAUAGAAAGAGCUCAUAUGCCAAACAAAUUGUGGGAAAGAGUUAAGUUACCCAGGAAUUAUGAGAAAGCACUUGAAAUUAUUGACAAACAUCUGAUGUACUGGCCUAAGUUUCUUGUGCACAAAACAAAGCAACGGCUGACUAAAAUGACCCAGAUGAGGAUACGCAUGAGGAAGCUUGCUUUGAAAACAAGGGAGAAAAUAAUGACGACACCAAGGAAAGAGAAAAAGAGAGAGGCUAGAAGAGAGGAAAAGGCUGAAAAAGCUGCAGUGUUGGAUAAGAGCAUUGAGAGAGAACUAUUAGAACGCCUCAAGAAAGGAGUUUAUGGUGAUGCAUAUAAAGAUAUAUAUAAUUACCCCUUUGAUAAAUACCAAAAAGUUCUUGAAGGGGAAGAAAUGCAGUUGGAUACUGAGAGAGAAGAGGAAGAGGAGGAGGAACCUGAGAUAGAAUAUGUUGAAGGUUAUGAUGAACUUGAAGAGGAAGAUGAUAUUGAAGAUUUUGCUGGUUUUUCAAUGGACAAUUCUCAUGCAGAUGAUGAUAAUGUUGGAAGUGAUGAAGAGGCAGAAGCAGUUACUCGCAAGAGAGAGAGAAAGGAAUCUGCAUUUGCUUCUAGAAGAUUUGAGAAAGAUGAACCUGCUGCCAAAUCGAAGAAGAAGCCGAGGGUACUUGUUGAGGUUGAGCAUGAAGAUGCUGGUGUUAGGCAAAAGGCAGUCCACUGAGAACUUUUGCUUAUUUCAUUAUUUGAUCUGGAAAAGAGAUGGUUGCAACGCUCUUCUUCGGAGGUUGGCCAUCGAUUUUUCUAAAAGCUUGCUGGGCAAGGAAGAAACUUGCUGAUGGUGACCAAAUUUUGAAAGAUUUUGAUAGCUGAACAAUUUUUUUAAAUAACCGUAGAAAGUUAAUUUGUUGUUUUUAGUGUUGGGAAGCCAUUGUAUUGCUAGCUUUGAGUUGGAGCUGGCUUUGGCCUGUGGGUUGAUUUUAGGCCAAGGGGCAUUGUUAGUUAGUCCUUGGUUUUCUGUAUUGUAAACGUCUUCUUUAACAAAGAAAAACAACAGUCUGUUGGAAGGAUCCUAGCUUUUUCCUUAUAUAAUUAAAAUUUUCUUUUGUUUUGGAUUUUA
This is a messenger RNA of Prunus persica (peach), 1517 nucleotides long. RefSeq names its product protein MAK16 homolog. The transcript has 9 exons. The coding region runs from base 207 to 1121 and encodes 304 amino acids. Gene Ontology annotation, biological process: maturation of LSU-rRNA; maturation of 5.8S rRNA. The record is from RefSeq and is a predicted model, not a curated record. Lineage: Eukaryota; Viridiplantae; Streptophyta; Magnoliopsida; Rosales; Rosaceae. Gene Ontology annotation, cellular component: nucleolus; preribosome, large subunit precursor.